GCAGGCUGCAGCUGUCCAAAUCCCAGGUUGCUGUGUAAUCCAUUGCAUCCACAGGUUAAUAAACUAGCAUGCUAGCUAGUCUCUUGGAAAAGUGAGGUGUUUUUCUAAGCUCCAUGGACACCUUGGAUAGUAGGAGUGAGCCCCGGUAUUCUGAUGGCGAUCACAACCAUUGGCUGAUGGAGAGACCGGAAGACAUGGAUCAGAGGAGCCGGGAGGGGUGGCGGCUGGUAGAUGUCCUGCUCUCCGGGGGUGCUCCAUGGGGAUUCACACUCAAAGGAGGCAGAGAGCACCAAGAACCACUGCUCAUCACAAAGGUGGAGGAGGGCAGCAAGGCAGCAGCAGUCAGCCUCCAGGUUGGAGACGAGAUGGUGAACAUCAACCAGGUCCCUCUGAGCGGAUACAGGCAGGAGGCCAUCUGCCUGGUCAAGGGAUCAUACAAGACCCUCAAUCUGGUUGUCAAGAGGAGGAAUGAAGCCGUAAGCAGGCCUCACUCCUGGCACGCCACCAAGUUCAACGAGAGCCAAUCAGAGACUGACAAAACUCAGUCUCCGCCCCCGCCAGUCUGGCAGACCGGAUAUGAUGCAAGCUUCUCCUCUACCAACCUCUCCUCGACUUGCUGGGACCAGAACCAGACUAACCUACGGCGAGUAUCAGACCAGUUCAGCUCUCUGGGCAGCAUGGACAGUCUAGACGUCUCCCACCACCCCUACCCCCUGGACACCAAUCCAGGACGCUUCUCCCCGGUCAAGUCCAACACCAGCACGGAGCACCUGGGAGGGGGCAAGAGGGACUCGGCAUACAGCUCCUUUUCCACCAACUCUGGUACCCCAGACUACACCCUCUCCAAGACACCAGACCACACCCUCUCCAAGACACCAGACCACACCCUCUCCAAGACACCAGACCACACCCUCCCUAAGACACCAGACCACACCCUCCCUAAGACACCAGACCACACCCUCCCUAAGACACCAGACCACACCCUCCCUAAGAGCAAUGCUGCCUCCACAGAGAACAUGCUGUAUGAGGUGAACCAGUGGGCGUCAGGGGACCGGCCCAGUAACAGCAGACAUAGCCUGAGUAGUGAGAGGGUCAGGCAGGACGAGAGGCCAGGGUAUCUGCAACUGGCUGGGGGACAUGGGGCCAACAUGGGCCGGGACAGCCCCUGGACAGCGGAGCAGUCACGGUCAGGUUCUUCCCACUCCUCCAGCUCUACUAGGGCUAGCUGCGGUCCCGUCUGGCACGUUCCUGACAAGAAGAAGACCUCCGAUCCCUCUCCUCCUCCCCCACCGCCCGUACGCAGUGACAGUUUCGCUGCUACGAAGUCCCAUGAGAAUGUUCUGGUUACAGCCUGUCCAGAGGGACCCGGUGCUCACACGCAGCCCAAGGCCCGUCCAGAGGGACCCGGUGCUCACACCCAGCCCAAGGCCCAUGGUAAAGGAAUGGAUAACUCUGAUAACUCACAAUGCACCAAUGACUCUCGGCGUAGCCAUCACAACUUACCCUCCAAGAACAACAUGGUCCCUUCUUACAUUUCACCAAAGAACUGUCAUCCCAACCAGGUUAACUGUAACAAGCUUUGCUCCCUGUCCAGUAGUGAUGUCAGGCUGGGCCAGCUCCCCCCUACCUACUUGCCCUGCCACCAGAGACAGUACAGUAAUGAGAGCUCUCUCUACUCCCACCCCAGGACUUGGUCUGUCCCCAAACAGCAGAACGUCAGCAUCUGCUACAGCAGCAUGCAGGAGCUCCCCACCAACUACAAUGCCCAGAACACCCAACUCUACAGCCAGACCCCAGACAGCACUGGAGACAGCCGGUACUACUGUGUGACGGCCAGACAGCCUGGUCAACCGGUCACCCAGGCCCUGCUGGGCAAGACUGACGAAAGGAGGGGUGGAGGGGGUAGAGAGGAGGGUGUGGAGGGUGGCGGUGAAAGGAGGAGAGCAGUGAGUGGAGGAGAUAAGAAGUCACUCACUCCCCUGGGGUCAGGGGUUAAGUACCAGCCACCUCCACCCCUCAACAACGACAGUAAGGGAUACAACAGACAGGAUGACGGCUCCCGCCACAAACAGCCAGCUACCGUUUGUCCCUCUGCUGUACUGGAGUCCUCUACAGGCCAGCCCAGCCUGAAGAGGAACAACAGUCAGACUGCAGAGCCCCACUGUAUGAGUUACCCCCCGAGAAGACAGUCUCUACAACCUCUUCAGCAGGACACCAUACACCGUCAAGAGAUGCUGCCAGACAGUCAGAUCUGCCCUCAGACCACCAGCGGCCUCAGCAACUCAGGCCUCGUACCCAGAGACUGUUCCAGUGUGGAGACUGUAGAUCUCUCCAGUAACCAGUGCACCAGGACUGACCGGUUCGCCACCACCCUGAGGAAUGAGAUCCAGAUGAGACGUGCCCAGCUGCAGAAGAGUCGGAGCGCUGCCUCCCUGAGUGGACCCUGUGAGGCGGAGGAGAACCAUGAGGUGCCAGAGGUCUGGAGGCCCAAAGACACCACCUCUUCUUCAGAUGGCUCCUUCACCUCCACCUAUAAGGACCAUCUGAAGGAGGCGCAGGCCCGCGUGCUGAAGGCCACCUCCUUUAGAAGGAGAGACCUGGAGCCUGUCCUUCUGGAGCUCCCUGUGGCAGAGGCAGGGUCCUUGCCGGACUACUCCUCCUCUGGUCUGGGGAGGAGCGACAACUCUAACCCCCUGUCCAGCCUCUCUGAGGGCCUCCCAGCCAGGUCUGGCUCUGCCCAGAGUCAGGUGACCCGUAUUGGAAGCAGGAAGCGUUUCACCACGGAGAAGAAGGUCCGGUGUUUCUCUGAGCCAGACAAAAUCAAUGAGGUGGGGGUGGAGGAGGAGCUGACCCCCCCUAAGGCUGCAGACUCCUUGCUGAACCGACGCUUCACCCCCAGACCUGCCUUCACCAGACCCCUCCCUAAAACUGCCCUGCCAGGCCCUGUAGAGGACUGUGGAGAGGGCAAAGAGAUAGCCAGGGGUGAUUGUGACAUGUCCAGCAGCAGGAAGGAACAGAGAGAGUGUCAGGGACAGGACCACAGACAGCAGGCCCUUCUGGAGCUGCAGAGACUGGGGACCUUUGCUGAGUAUGAGACCACCUGGAACACCCAGAAGAAAGCAGCUGAGACCAGAGCCUCAGGACGCUCCCACUCUGCUGAUAACAUCCUGGAUCCUGGAAAAGAUGACAGGACCAAACCAGCCCCAGUCCACGAGAGGUCCCGAUCCUCACCCUCCGCUGACUUCUAUGACAAGAGCCACGUUCCAGGGAGGAAGUCGGCAGAAUAUUCCCAACUGGAGAGCCAACCUGCCCAACAGGACAACAACACCACUGCGAGGUUGUCUGACAGAUGUCGUGUUGGAGAAUUCAGAGGAAGAGUGAAGAGAGAGAAGGCUCUGGAACCUCUGGAGCUGAAAGACUUCCUAGAACCCCCUCCACCCGUGACCAACGAGGAGAGCCCUGACAUCAGAUCCACUUCUGCCCCCUGCCCUGCCUACCACAGUCCCACAUCCAUCUCUUACCAGCCCCUGGAAACUGACUUCCCUCCCCCAGAUGAGUCCUACACCGAGCCCAAGACCUCAAUACCCCAGCUUCAUAUUCAGCUGCAGUCUGGUACCAGGAGGAAGGGUCCGCUCCCCCCACCCAGACAAGACCAUUCAAGACAUCCACAGAACACCCACUCCCAGGAGUCUCUGUCUGACUCUCAGGGCGGAGCUUCUGCCUCCCACGCCCCGGGCUCCUCCCACUUUGCCUCUGGUCCCACCCACUCCCCAAGGGGGGAUUCUGAGCAGAGCAGAGGAUUGGUGGGGAGGGAGCAGGAGACGGUACACCAGGUAGUGCCAUCCAAUCCUGGUCCAGCCCUUCCUGCCUUGCCCAGUAUGAGGUGCCAUCGUUCUCCCUCUCCUCAGUUUGCUCCUCCUCAGCUAACAGACAAGCCUCCUGUCUCUCUCCAGCAGCACCAUGACAACCCUGUCUCUCUCUCAGUCUGUCUGCACUAUGACCAAAACAACAGGAUGGAGAAUGUGAUAGAGCCAACCAAUGUGAGGAAGGUUCCUAUAAAGAUCAUUCACUCAGAGAGCGAGAAGGAGAAGGAGAGCCGACAGUACCUGCUGCGUCACAGUCACUCCACAGUGGAAGAAGCCCAGGGGCCCAGUCUGGUCCCCCUCAGCAGCCUGGGGACCUCAGGGGCCCCGGAACAGUCCUACUCUCUGUUCUGUGCCUACAGCCGGCAGAGGGACCAGGGGCCAGAGAGAGAGAAGACACUGGCCCCACCCAGUUACCCAGCCCCAGAACUGCCUACACCCCCACCCCCUUACCAAACCCCUGAGAUGGAGCAACACAGAGACACACCCAUGUGUCCUCUCAGGGUCCACAACAGCCAAAUGGCAGUCCUGGCCACAUCCCCACCCAGCCGACAGACCACCUCGGGUCCAGAGCCCCCCAGCGGUAAUUGCGUGUCCCCUCCCGUCCCCCUCCCCCACUCUGAGGAGGAUGUGAAGACAGAGCAGCUGGCCAGAGACAUCAUGAAUAAGGAUCGGUCCCUAGCUGACAUCUUGGAUAAGAGCUGGAGGAGGACCACCAUGGACCUGAUGGAGGGACUCUUCCCCCAGGGAGAAGUGCUGCUGGAGGGGAAGGAGAGGAGGAAGGUGUCCCUCAAACACUCCUCACCACGGCCUUCAGAGGACAGGAGUGAGGAGGACAGUGUAGCGGCAGCAGUUUCCUUGGUGACCAGCUCCACCUAUUACAGCACGUCGGCACCAAAGGCUGAGCUUCUGAUCAAGCUGAAAGACAUGCAGGAGAGGGAGGGGCUAGAGGAGGAGCUGGAGGAGGAGUCAGAGGAUGAGUUGGACCACGACCUGGCCAAUAAAAAGCAGGAGCUGGUGGACUCUCUCAGCAGGAAGCUGCAGGUACUGCGUGAGGCCAGGGAGAGUCUUCAGGAGGAUGUCCGUGAUAACAACGCCCUAGGAGAGGAGGUGGAGGCCACGGUGCAGCAGGUCUGUAUGCCAAACCAGCUGGACAAGUUCAGGAUGUUCAUAGGAGACCUGGACAAAGUGGUCAGCCUGCUGCUGUCCCUGUCCGGACGCCUGGCCAGAGUGGAGAACGCCCUCAACAGCCUGGAGGAUGGUACAUCACCUGAGGAGAGGAGAACCCUGACAGACAAGAGGAAGCUGUUGAUCCAGCAGCAUGAGGAUGCCAAGGAGCUGAAGGAGAACCUGGACCGCCGGGAAAGAGUGGUCUACAACAUCCUGGCUUCCUACCUCCCAGAGGAGAGCCUGACCGACUACCAACACUUUGUCAAGAUGAAGUCUGCCCUCAUUAUUGAGCAGCGCAAACUAGAGGACAAGAUUAAACUGGGAGAGGAGCAGCUCAAGUGUCUGAUGGACAGCCUGCCGCUAGAGCAGAGGAUGAGCCUGUAACCCCUGACCCCUGGAUCAGAGAAUGGCUCCAAACGCACAUGACUUCUCAAACUGUGUAUGAUGGACCUGACCACUCUGGCCUCACUGCAGUGGAACCCUAUGGCCACUAAGGGGCAGCAGAGAGGAGCAGCAGUACCCCACUAGAUGGCAGCAAAGAACAGAGCUCCAGGCUGUAGGGGUUGUAAUGUUUAGUUGACGUUUCCUCCUCAGUAUCUCAACACUGAUCUGAGUCUAAUGGAGCCCCACCAGAACAUAUAUAUAUAUAUAUAUAUAUAUAUAUAUAUAACAUGUAUCUGUUAAUAUAUAUAUAUAUAUACACACAAAAAAUGUUAAAUAAAGGUUAAAUAAAUAAACAAAUAAUAAUACAAAUAAACCCAACAUGAAACAAUUUCAAUGAUGUUACUGAGUUACAAUUCAUAUAAGGAAAUCAGUCAAUUGAAAUAAAUUCAUUACGUCAGAAUCUAUGGAUUUCACAUGACUGGGCAGGGGCACAGCCAAGGGAGGGCAUAGGCCCACCCACUGGGGAGCCAGGCCUAGCCAAUCUUAAUUCGUUUUUCUCCACAAAAGGGCUUUAUUACAGGCAGAAAUACUCUUCAGUUUCAUCAGCUGUCCAGGUGGCUGGUCUCGGACAAUCCCGCAGGUGAAGAAGCUGGAUGUGGAGGUCCUAAACUGGCAUGGCCGUGGUCUGCGGUUGUGAGGCCUGUUGGACGCACUGUCAAAUUCUGUAAAACGACAGCAGUAUGGUAGAGAAAUUAAUAGUAAAUUCUUUGGUAACAGCUCUGUUGGACAUUCCUGCAGUCAGCAUGCCAAUUGCACAAUCCCUCAAAACUUGAGACAUCUGUGGCAUUGUGUUGUGAGACAAAACUGCACAUUUAGAGUGGCCUUUUUAAUGUCCCCAGCACAAGGUGCACCUGUGUAAUGAUCAUGCUGUUUAAUCAGCUUCUUGAUAUGCCACACCUGUCAGGUGGAUGGAUUAUCUUGACAAAGGAGAAAUGCUCACUAACAGGGAUGUAAACAAAUUUGUGCACAAAAUUGGAGAGAUGUAAGCUUUUUGUGCGUUUUGAACAUUUCUGGGAUAUUUUAUUUAAGCUCUUGAACAUGGGAUCAACACUUUACAUGUUGCGUUUAUAUUUUUGCUCAUAUAUAUAUAUAUAUAUACGGUGCAUUCGGGCGGUGCACAAUCGGCCCAGCGUCGUUUGGCCGGGCUAGGCCGUCAUUGUAAUUCAUUUGAAGGUUAAUUAAAAAUACAAAAUAAAAAUUCCGAAUGUGUUCAGACCGCUUGACUUUUUCCACAUGUUGUUAUGUUACAACCUUAUUCUAAAAUGUAUUCAAUUGUUUUUUCACCUCCUCAAUCUACACAUAAUACCCCAUAAUGACAAAGUGAAAAACUUAUUUUUGAAAAUUUUGCAAAUGUAUUUAAAAAAAAGUACUGAAAUAUCACAUUUACAUAAGUAUUCAGACCUUUUACUUAGUACUAUCAAAUCAAAUUGUAUUUGUCACAUGCACAUGGUUAGCAGAUGUUAAUGCGAGUGUAGCGAAAUGCUUUUUACUGAGGAGUGGCUUCUUUCUGGCCACUCUACCAUAAAGGCCUGAUUGGUGGAGUGCUGCAGAGAUGGUUGUCUUACUGUAAGGUUUUCCCCUUUCCACAGAGGAACUCUGGAGCUCUGUCCGAGUGACCAUUGGGUUCUUGGUCACCUUCCUGACCAAGGCCCUUCUCCCCCGAUUGCUCAGUUUGGCCAGACGGACAGCUCUAGGAAGAGUCUUGGUGGUUCCAAACUUCUUCAAUUUAAGAAUGAUGGUGGUCAAUGUGUUCUUGGCGAUCUUCAAUGCUGCAGAAAUAUUUUGGUACCCUUCCCCAGAUCUGUACCCAUGACACAAUCCUGUCUCGGAGCACUACGGACAAUUCAUUCGACCUCAUGGCUUGGUUUUUGCUCUGACAUGCACUGUCAACUGUGGGACCUUAUAUAGACAGAUGUGUGCCUUUCCAAUCAAGUUGUAGAAACAUCUCAAGGGGAUGAUCAAUGGAAACAGGAUGCACCUGAGCUCAAUUGUGAGUCUCAUAGCAAAGGGUCUAAAUACUUUGUUUUUUAUUUUUUUCUAUAAAUUAGCAAACAUUUCUAAACACCUGUUUUUGCUUUGUCAUUAUGGGGUAUUGUGAUGUCAUUAUGGGGUAUUGUGAUGUCAUUAUGGGGUAUUGUGAUGUCAUUAUGGGGUAUUGUGAUGUCAUUAUGGGGUAUUGUGUGUAGAUUGAGGAUUUUGUUUUAUUUAAUCCAUUUUAGAAUUAGGCUGUAACUUAACAAAUUGUGGAAAAGGGGAGGGGCCUGAAUACUUUCCGAAUGCAGUGUGUGUGCAUGUGUGUGUGUGCAGUACCAGUCAAAAGUUUGGACAUAUCUACUCAUUCCUCAUUUCUUUAUUUGUACUAUUUUCUACACUAGAAUAAUAGUGAAGACAUCAAAACUAUGAAAUAACACAUAUGGAAUCAUGUAACAACCAAAAAAGUGCUUAAAAAAUCUAAAUAUAUUUUAUAUUUGAGAUUCCUCAAAAUAGCCACCCUUUGCCUUGAUGAGGCUUUGCACACUCAUGGCAUUCUCAACCAGCUUCAUGAGGUAGUCACCUGGAAUGCAUUUCAAUUAACAGGUGUGCCUUGUUAAUUUGUGGAAUUUCUUUCCUUCUUUAAUGUGUUUUGAGCCAAUCAGUUGUGUUGUGACAAGGUAGGGGUGGUAUACAGGAGAUAGCCCUAUUUGGUAAAACGUCCAUAUUAUGGCAAGAACAGCUCAAAUAAGUAAAGAAAUGACAGUCCAUCAUUACUUUAAGACAUGGUCAGUCCAUCUGUAAAAUUAAGAUCUUUGAAAGUUUCUUGAAGUGCCGUCGCAAAAACCAUAAAGCACUGUGAUAAAACAUGAGGAUCUCCACAGGAAAGGAAGAGAAUACAUUUAUUAGAGUUACCAGCCUCAGAAAUUGCAGCCCAAAUAAAUGCUUCACAGAGUUCAAGUAACAGACACAUCUCAACAUCAACUGUUCAGAGGAGACUGUGUGAAUCAGGUUUUCAUGGUUGAAUUGCUGCAAAGAAACCACUACUAAAGGACACCAAUAAGAAGAAGAGACUUGUUUGGGCCAAGAAACAGGAGCAAUGCACAUUAGACCGGUGAAAAUCUGUCCUUUGGUCUGAUGUGUUCUAAUUUGAGAUUGUUGGUUCCAACCGCUGUGUCUUUGUGAGAAGCAGAGUAGGUGAACGGAUGAUCUCUGCAUGUGUGGUUCCCACCGUGAAGCCUGGAGGAGGAGGUGUGGGGGUGCUUUGCUGAUGACACUGCCUUUAAUUUACUUAGAAUUCAAGGCACACUUAACCAGCGUGGCUAACACAGCAUUCUGCAGUGAAACACCAUCCCAUCUGGUUUGCGCUUAGUGGGACUAUAAUUUGUUUUUCAACAGGACAAUGACCCAACACACCUCCAGGCUGUGUAAGAGCUAUUUGACCAAGAAGGAGAGUGAUGGAGUGCUGCAUCAGAUGACUUGGCCUCUACAAUCACCCGACCUCAACCCAAUUGAGAUGGUUUGGGAAGAGUUGGACCGCAGAGUGAAGGAAAAGCAUCCAACAAGUGCUCAGCAUAUGUGGGAACUCCUUCAAGACUGUUGGAAAAGCAUUCCAGCUGAAGCUGGUUGAGAGAAUGCCAAGAGAAUAUAAAGCAAGCUGUGAUUUUAUUUCAUGUUUUAUUUAUUUCACAUUUAUUUAACCAGGUAGGCUAGUUGAGAACAAGUUCUCAUUUACAACUGUGACCUGGCCAAGAUAAAGUAAAGCAGUGUGACACAAACAACACAGUUACACAUGGAAUAAAUAAACAUACAGUCAAUAAUACAACAGAAUAAGUCUAUACACAGUGUGUGCAAAUGAGGUAGGAUAAUGGAGGUAAGGCAAUAAAUAGGCCAUAGUGGCGAAGUAAUUACAAUAUAGAAAUUAAACACUGGAGUGAUGUGCAAGUAGAGAUACUGUGGUGCAAAGGAGCAAAAUACAUUUUUUUAAUAACAAUAUGGGGAUGAGGUAGUUGGAUGGGCUAUUUACGGAUGGGCUAUUUACGGAUGGGCUGUUUACAGAUGGGCUAUUUACAGAUGGGCUAUGUACAGAUGGGCUAUUUACGGAUGGGCUAUUUACAGAUGGGCUGUGUACAGAUGGCCUAUUUACAGAUGGGCUAUGUACAGAUGGGCUAUUUACGGAUGGGCUAUUUACAGAUGGGCUGUGUACAGAUGGGCUAUGUACAGAUGGGCUAUUUACGGAUGGGCUGUUUACAGAUGGGCUAUUUACAGAUGGGCUAUUUACAGAUGGUCUAUUUACAGAUGGGCUGUUUACAGAUGGGCUAUUUACAGAUGGGCUUUUACGGAUGGGCUGUUUACAGAUGGGCUAUUUACAGGUACAGUGAUCUGUGAGCUGCUCUGACAGCUGAUGCUUAAAGUUAGUGAGAGGGAGAUAUGAGUCUCCAGCUUCAGUGAUUUUUGCAGUUCGUUCCAGUCAUUGGCAGCAGAGAAGUGGAAGGAAAGGCGGCCAAAGAAGGUGUUGGCUUUGGGGAUGACCAGUGAGAUAUACCUGCUGGAGCGCGUGCUGCUAUGGUGACCAGUGAGCUGAGAUAAGGCGGAGCUUUACCUAGCAAAGACUUCUAGAUGACCUGGAGCCAGUGGGUUUGGCAACAAAUAUUUAGCGAGGGCCAGCCAACGAGAGCAUACAGGUCGCAGUGGUGGGUAGUAUAUGGGGCUUUGGUGACAGAACGGAUGGCAAUGUGAUCAAGGGAAAGGGUGGCUACUUUGAAGAAUCUCAAAUAUAAAAUAUAUUUUGAUAUGUUUUUGGUUACUACAUGAUUCCAUAUGUGUAAUUUCAUCAUUUUGAUGUCUUCAGUAUUAUUCUACAAUGUAGAAAAUAGUACAAAAUAAAGAAAAACCCUGGAAUGAGUAGGUGUCCAAACUGUUGACUGGUACUGUAUGUAUAUAUGUAUAUAUAUGUGUGUGUGAGCACAUUUAUUGAACACAGGACUGUACUGCCAUGAACCAUGAUGUAACAGUCUGGGAUAAACCACCUCCUAUAGACUACUGAGAGUCUGUUGCUCUGUUCCCAUGGCACUGUAUUAUGUUCAAGAAUAAUUGACUGUUUUAUUUAGUAAUUUAUUGUAGCAUUUUGAUUAUGUACAGAGGAGUAGGGUAGAACAGUGUUUUAUUCUCAACUGAUUUUAGUUUCUGUCUUUCGUCAAUACUGCAUUUAUCAACUACGCUUUAUACCUCCACUUUGCAAAGCGCAAUAUAUAAUUAACAUGACUGUAAUUCUAUUAUCCUAUUCAUGUCAAAUAAUCCAAAAGACUGGCCUGAUAUUUCAGUGAAAUAAGGGUGUUGCUCUUUUUUUUAAACUAGCAGCCUUUUGUUCUGAUGUUGUCUUGUAAAACUAGCAGCCUUUUGUUCUGAUGUUGUCUUGUAAAACUAGCAGCCUUUUGUUCUGAUGUUGUUUUGUAAAACUAGCAGCCUUUUGUUCUGAUGUUUUGUAAAACUAGCAGCCUUUUGUUCUGAUGUUGUUUUGUAAAACUAGCAGCCUUUUGUUCUGAUGUUGUUUUGUAAAACUAGCAGCCUUUUGUUCUGAUGUUGUUUUGUAAAACUAGCAGCCUUUUGUUCUGAUGUUGUUUUGUAAAACUAGCAGCCUUUUGUUCUGAUGUUUUGUAAAACUAGCAGCCUUUUGUUCUGAUGUUUUGUAAAACUAGCAGCCUUUUGUUCUAAUGUUGUCUUGUAAAACUAGCAGCCUUUUGAUGUGAUGUUUUGUAAAACUAGCAGCCUUUUGUUCUGAUGUUGUUUUGUCAAACUAGCAGCCUUUUGAUGUGAUGUUUCAUGCUGUUUCCUCAUCUAGAUUCUCUGUCCUGGAGCAGACUUUAUUUUUAUAUUGAGAAGCAUUAAGCUUAUUGACACCUUGUGAAGACAGAAGAACACUACAGAGUUGCAUCACUUAUAUAAGGAAUCAAUGCUUCCUGCUAUAUUCAAGGAGCACUUUGUUCAACAAUGAUAAAGACAGAUUUAGCAAGGACUAGUCCACAUCUGAUGUGGCUGAGAUGUCCUUUACUCAUCUGUAGUAGUUCAUCAGGUGUUUUAUUAGGUGACCAUUACUUCCUGCUUCUACCUCGCAAAAGGUUUGAAGGAGUGUGAUAUCAUGGACAGCAUAGCCACGAUCAGGGCUCAGGGCAUUUCCCAAAGGUAAACUAAAUGAGUGUUACAUCGCUCUAUACACACUGCUACACUGUCUGUCUAUCAGAUGUGCUGCUUUAUAUCAAAUAAAAAGUCUGCUGAACUGAA
Oncorhynchus nerka (sockeye salmon) is the source of this 11729-nucleotide messenger RNA. Its product is annotated as protein Shroom2-like. Gene Ontology annotation, molecular function: actin filament binding. The record is from RefSeq and is a predicted model, not a curated record. Lineage: Eukaryota; Metazoa; Chordata; Actinopteri; Salmoniformes; Salmonidae. Gene Ontology annotation, biological process: actin filament organization. Gene Ontology annotation, cellular component: apical junction complex; cortical actin cytoskeleton; adherens junction.